Molecule: messenger RNA, 5504 nt
Organism: Polistes canadensis
Lineage: Eukaryota; Metazoa; Arthropoda; Insecta; Hymenoptera; Vespidae
Product: striated muscle preferentially expressed protein kinase-like
Exons: 8
Coding region: 704-4267 (1187 amino acids)
Biological process (GO): intracellular signal transduction; positive regulation of apoptotic process; protein phosphorylation
Cellular component (GO): nucleus
Molecular function (GO): protein serine/threonine kinase activity; ATP binding
Source: RefSeq, a predicted model, not a curated record
GUUGCGGCCUCGCGGCAAUUCUCUUGGCCAGUUUCAGGCUCGGCGCUGGACCGUGAAGCUCGUGAUCUCCCGCACAAAUCCGACAACGCGGUGGCGAUCGGUAAACCGAGGAUGUGAGAACCUCGGUAACGAUUCCUCGGCUAAACACGGAAGGAUACUUAUUCCGGUUGGUUCCGUCGUAUCACGAGAGAGCGAUUCAACCUUCGCCAUCGUAGAGCUUCAACUUUACAAUAAAUUAGUUCAAUUUAAAUUUGUUGAAAAUAAAUCCGAACUGUAGAGGAGAAAAAAAAAUAUAUAUAUAUAUAUAAAGGAAAAGAGGAGAAGAAGAAGAUAAUCGAUACGUACAAUCGAAAUUGGUUUAACCGUUGACAAAUCGUUCGAUCGAGAAGCACGAUAAUAACCGAUUCCCUGGUGAGAGAUCAAUCGCCGAUUGCGAUAAAUGCUCGAAGGAAUCGCCGAUUGCUCGAAAUGUUCAACGAAUGCCGUUUGAAAUUGCAUGGAAAUAAUCGUAAGAAGGAAUUCGCUUGGUGGCUCCCAUGAGACACGACAAUUAAACGAGGAGAGAGUUCGUUCACGUGUUUGAAAUAAAAGAGAAAUAAAUUUAAAGGAGAGGAACAUAGAAUAUAAAUAAAUAAAUAAAUAAAAAGAAAAAAAGUUAAAAGGGACAAAGUAAAUUGAGUUAGAUAGAUUGAUAAGAUAAAAGAUGAUCUAUCAGUCGGGUCACCAAGCACCAACGAUGUCGUCUACGAGAAAAACUUCGCCGAGGUUUCAGCAUCGCAAUCUCCAAUCGUCCUCGAAAUGCAUGAACUCCAAGAGGAAAGGAGACCUACCGGAGAGAGUUCACGUUGAGGAGAGGUGCAGAGGAAGAUGCAGAGUUCAAUGGAGCGAGAAACACGUGAAAGAGGGCUUGGUUCUCGUUCAGGAGACACAACUUGCUAGGGUGGUCAAAACUGGGCCUAUUACCGAACAUUAUGAGAUUGAUUCGAAACCUUUUGCUAGCGGACAAUGGGCAAGAGUAUAUCGAUGCAGAUCUCGAUCAACGGGUACGGUUUAUGCUGCAAAGUAUUCAUCCAGGAACAGAUUCAACGCUGAUUGCAGUGCCGAAUUAAGACACGAAAUCGCCCUGUUGUCUCUUUGCUCACAAUCGCCGCGGGUUGUUCGGUUGCAUGACGUAUACGAGACACCGAAGGAGAUUAUUAUGGUCAUGGAAUUUGCCCCAGGUGGCGACCUGCAGACUCUGAUCGACGGUGAUUUGGUGCCCCUCGAAGGUGACGUCGUCCACUUUGUGAGGCAACUAGUAGAAGGACUUGCCUACCUCCACGAAAGAAAUAUCGCCCAUUUGGACAUCAAGCCACAAAAUCUCGUGAUGAUGGGUACUUUCCCGGAAUGCGACGUCAAACUUUGCGACUUCGAGAUAUCAAGGGUCAUACUGGAAGGCACGGAAGUUCGUGAGAUUCUUGGGACGCCUGACUAUGUGGCGCCGGAAAUACUGCACUACGAACCGAUCACGUUGGCCGCCGAUAUGUGGUCUCUCGGUGUUACAACCUACGUACUACUAACAGGUUUCUCCCCGUUCGGAGGCGACACCGAUCAAGAAACGUUUCAAAAUAUAUCCCUAGGUGAAGUUGAUUUCCCAGAAGAAUUGUUCGAGGAAGUUUCGGCGCAGGCAAAGGACUUCGUCGCUAAACUUUUAGUGCUAGACCCAAGCGCACGAAUGACAGCGAAGCAGUGUCUGCGUCAUGAAUGGUUACGCGGUGCUCCGACCCAAGCGUCACCACAUUUGAGACGAUAUUUAUCAAAAUCUCGUGAAGUUCUUCUGGAACGUGUGGUGAGUCGAGAAAAUCUAAGAAGAGCAGCCCUAUUGAGUCAAACUACGAGUCAAGCAAAUCUUUUAUCGACGGAUAAUCACGAUCAAAAUCUUCAGGAUUGCGUACUGAGCCACAGCGAGAUUUGCCUGAGCGAUUGCAUGACUGCAAGCCAAUCGAGUCUCCCCGGAAGCGAAGGUUUUCCUAGUCCGUCUAAUUCCCAAGUGAGUUUGAACUCUUCCCGAACGAGUCUUAGUUGCGCCAGCCAAAGUUGUCUGUUGAACAAGGAACAAACGCAGGGUUUGCUUAGUCGAGCGCAGAGCCGGUCUCAAGCUAAUUUGAAUCAUGCUGUUAGUCGUGGCCUUUUGUCCAGAAUACGUAGCCUUCAUCGUAUACAAUCGCAAACGUGUCUAUCUAACGGUACUUCGAAAACAACUGCAUCACCCAUUCAACGUAUGAUCACCUCGAUGCACCCUGUUAGCAAAUCACGUGAAAAGUUGUAUGGUUUAAGAUCGCUUUCGAAAUCUCAGGGUGUACUUGACAUAUAUAGAAGUUUGGAAUGUCUUAGACGUAAGAGAAAACCCUACGAAAGAGCCAAGACCGAGGAUGUUGUUCCUAUCAUAAAACGAAUCGAUGUUGAAGAAAUGUCGAGAAUCAAUGAUAAUCAAAAAACACCUUGCGAGACUCGUAAUUCGAUAAACUCGGAACAACGACAAACGAACGGAUCCCUUUUGGAGAAGCCAGUCGUAGACGAGAUCGUAGAUAACACGAAAGAGGAAAAGCCUCUGCAAAAACAACUGAUCUUAUCUAACUCGAUAGGCGCGGAAAAGACAUACGAUCGUUCGGAGAUGUCGAAAGAAUCCAACUCGAGGUCGGAGGAAAAUCUAGAUUCCUUGAAAUCUAUCGAAUCGGACACUCUAACGGAAGAAUCUGAUGAAAUCCCUUUGGAUCGUGAAAGAGAACCGAACGACUUAUCCACGGGAAAACAUCCAUGUCAAAGACAACAUUCAGACGUUUCUAACCAUUCAAACAACUCUGGAAUCUCAGAUGAUAAAGAAGAUCGUUCGACCGAGUCAGAAACUGAAGAACCAAAAUAUACGGUUGCCCAAUUAGUCUCUGCUUUCAACAAACAUCAAGAGGUUGCUUCAAAAAGUAGUCUCGAAGCAAUUAUGAGCGAAAAAAGAAUCAACGAAGUUACGUUUCCUACUGGUACCAAGGCCUUGCGUCUUUUCAUACCUGACAUUGAUAUUACGGAAAGUACGAUAGUCAGACGAAAGACUAGUUACAAGCCUAGGAAAAAUUGGGAAGAAUUAAGAAAAAAAAAUGAAAAAAACGAGGGUGUCCUUAAGAAUUUUGAACAUGAAUUUGAUAACGAUGAUGAUGAUAACCAACAAGAAAUAUCAAAGGAGGUAACACCCGAACAAAUAACCGAUAAUAAGACUGAUAAAAGUGCUGAUAUUGUUAAUGAAAGGGAUAACAAGAAACAGGAUGGUUUAGUUUUCGAAAAUUGGUCCGUGGAUGCUGAUUUUACGGAAAGUAUCGGUAUGGAAAAUAGUAUUGAUACUACCAUCGACGAAAAAUACAAGCAAUGCGUCAAAGUAGCCAAUAAAUUAAAAAACGAUAAGCAAAAGAAGAUAUCUUCGUUUGUCAAAACGAUUAAUCAAAAUCCGAUUCGUCAAAAGGAAAGAAUGCCUAAUUACAUUUAUCCGCAAUUAACGAAUCAUACGAAAGAAGAAAUACAAGAAUCCCUUUGCAACAAUAAAAUGGCUUCUAAUGCAAACGUAAAAAUAGAUAAGAAAAAAUCAAGCAAAUCAAUGCAAUCGAAUAACGUUAAUGUUUCCAAUGUAAACUUGAAAGACAUACUUCAAAGGGUCGAUAGUUUUCAAAGUACACCGAAAGAGAACAUGGAAAAUCUUCGAAAAAGAACGUCGAUCGCUAAAAUCAUCGUCAAUGAUAAUUUGACGUUGCACGAUAACGUAGAUUCGAUAGUAAACGUAAAUGAGAAAGAUAACAGAACGAGUCUUCGUGCUAAAAGCGAAUCACCCCCGAAUAGUUCUCAUAUCGAAGAAAGAAUCCAAUUGAUAGUACAACCUUCCUUUGUUAGGUCAUCUUCGUUAUCAAGUGACAGUAGUUGUCCGACACCAUCCAGUGGCCAAUCGGAUACGAAUGUUUCUUGGGAAGAUGUUAUAACGACACAGGGAUCAAACGUAUUUUUGGAUAAAGCAGACAAUUAUAGAAAUCAAAGAAAAAAAGAAAUUGAUUCGAAUGAAACUAAAGGCAAACAAAACACGGAAGAGAAGAGACUUUGGGGCAAGGUAUGUACUGGAUCUUACACUAGAGCUAUGGAAAAAUUUACAGGAAAAAACGAUUGCAAUAAAAAAUCGAUGAAUUUUUUAUCAACGAAUAUUGAAAAGAUCAGAAGGAAGAGCACUCCAGCGAUGCCUCAAUGCAUUAAUCCUUAAAAACCAUUAUAAAAUUGUUCAUUCGAAAGACUGAAAGUUAGGACUUGAUAAUAUAUAUAUAUAUAUAUAUACAUAAAUAAAAAUAAAUUAUGUAUGUAUGUAUAUAUAUAUGUCUUUUAUCGCGUUACUCUUGAGACGAUAGUGAAAGAAGCUGGAAAUAUCUCAUUUUCGCUUACAGGAUUUAAGAUAAUCGUCUUGUAAUCCACGACUUGCACAAAGAGAUGACAGUAGCAGCAGCACUGCCAGUCAAAAGAGGGAAGAUCGAGAAAGGUAUUACAAAGCGUUAAUUUUUAUUUGAAACAUAUCGAAACACGAACGAAAUCGUUUUUAAUCGUUCAAGAUGGAUGAUAGAUUUCUCGUCAACGACGUCCUACUCGAUUAUUUCGCGGCACCACAAAGGCAAUUGAUCGUGAUUUAUCAUCUCAAGCUUAUCCUUGGUAUAAUCUCCAUAUCUAGCGAACACGAAGAGCUAUUUUUUUUUUCUUUUUUCUUUUUUUUUUUCCUUAGUAAAGCACCUACUAGCAUCGGCUUCGUUCGCCGCUUUGUCGGAACUUGGAGGACGUUCCGCGAGAAGAGAGAUUGGCAGAUAUAUUUUUGCGAGAUUCCAUUUAUGGGGAAAAAUUACGAUCUUAUGAAAAUCGUAUAAUUAUUAGGAAAAUCUAUUAAAAUUUCUAUAACGUCGAAUUACGCAGUAUUUCCUCAAUUACAUGCGAAAGAUCGAUCCCCCUCCUUUUACCACAAGGCAGCAGAAAAUUCAUUGCUCCAGAUUGAAACAGAAUAUAUUCUAGAUACGUAUGUGUAUAUAGUUAAGGUGUCUCAGUAAAGAAUGGAUUAUUGAGAAAACUGUGACUAGGUGAUCACGGUCAUAAGUCCUUAUUGGAAUAAUUACGAGAUGAUUCAUUCUAAGCAAAUGGAGGGUCGAACGUGCACGUGUUUGGGAGGACGUAAGUGCAAGACCUAUGGAAGUUUUUACAUAAGAAAGUAACUAUGCGAUUGUGUGUGUGUGUAUGUGUUACGAAAUUUCUAAUAAACUUGAUAUAAGGUACUUUGAAAAUUCACACACACACACACACAUUAUUGUAAUCAUAAUAAUUUGAUUAAAAGCAGUUCAUAUUCAGGCGUUAAAAUAUGCUAUUCCACAAUAUAGGUGUUUUAUUAAUACCUUGCCAUAUCUCAGUUAGUGAAUUUUGAUCUUUUUUUAUUUCAUUAUCACAAGAAUUAAAGUAUUUUAACGAUU